UCCACAGGUCCAGCAACACUCACAAUCCAAUCUCGCUCUUUUAUCUCCCAUCCACGCCGCAAGUGUUCAGAGAGAGAGAGAGAGAGAGAGAGAGACCCCAAUGGAGUCGGUUCUAAGCCCAGUUGGUUCAGGCUUCUUCUGCCACACCACAGCUUCAUCCAAGAGAGGAAUUGCGGCUGCCCUUUCCAAUUCUUGCUCAUUUGCUGGCGUUCAUGGUGGCACACCUAAACGCAUCGUUUUGGUGAAAGCCGAAGUUGUAGGAAUCAACCCAGAUAUCAGGAAGAGCGAAGAGAAAGUGGUGGAUUCUGUGGUCGUCACUGAGCUCGCCAAGCCCCUCACUGCUUAUUGCAGAUGUUGGAGAUCUGGGACGUUCCCUCUGUGUGAUGGAAGCCAUGUAAAGCACAACAAAGCCACAGGGGAUAAUGUUGGGCCUCUUCUGCUGAAGAAGUGAAACUGUUCUGAUCUCUUUGUGUAGGCUUGUUUUGCUAUCUUAAGAGAAAUUAGUAAGGCAGAAUAGUUUGUUUGUGAGUUCAAUGCUGGGAAUAGAAUGAGCAUGAUGUGAUGAGAUUCCUCUUUCUCGUGAGCCAGUUUGAGUUGCAUCGGUCAAACUGGCAAUUUGCCAAAGUGCAGCAAUGGGUCUGGGAUUAGAAUAUCCAUUACUUCUGGUAUCAAUUAAUAUCAUGAUCAUCAACUUCUUUAUUGAUAUCAAAUAUAACAUUUGUAACAAGUUGUACUAUCCCAUGAUAAAUAAGUGACUUUUUGUAUUAA
Messenger RNA from Prosopis cineraria, 768 nucleotides. RefSeq names its product CDGSH iron-sulfur domain-containing protein NEET. The coding region runs from base 101 to 451 and encodes 116 amino acids. Lineage: Eukaryota; Viridiplantae; Streptophyta; Magnoliopsida; Fabales; Fabaceae. Gene Ontology annotation, biological process: regulation of autophagy. Gene Ontology annotation, molecular function: 2 iron, 2 sulfur cluster binding. The record is from RefSeq and is a predicted model, not a curated record. Gene Ontology annotation, cellular component: mitochondrial outer membrane; intracellular membrane-bounded organelle. The transcript has 2 exons.